UGACUUCAUGUCUCGUUAAUCAAGAUCUGAUUUUUUUCCUAAAAUUCCUCUCAUCAUCCCUCAGUUCUCGUUUGUGCUUUGAUUUUUUGGGUCAAUUCUCACAGUUCGAGAUUUCUUGCUGAUCAGUUUCUUGUUGGGUUUUCUUUUCUUAGUAUUUAGGAUCCAAUAUUUUAGAUUCUUCAUGUAUUAGAAGAUUAGAAGAGUUUAUCCUUGAUCUAUUGUCUUUUUGAGGUGUUAGAAUCUUAUCAUAUAUGAAAACCCUUUAGGUAACAGUAGGUAUAUGCUAUGAUUGUAGCGAGAUCUGAGGUUAUUUGUUCCAUUUGAUGGUGGUUUUCUCCUUCUCCGUGUUAACAUAGGAAAUUGGUGUGCUCAGCUAUAAAAAAUGACCGAUAGCAGUGAGAUGGAUUCCCUGGUAGCUCCUGAAUUCUCUCCAGAUAUGGUACUCGGCUUUAUUAGUCAAAUUCUUAUGGAAGAGGACAUGGAUGAUAAAUUCGAUGUGUUUCAUGAAGAUUUGGCUCUUUUAGCUGCAGAGAAGCCCUUCUAUGAGAUCCUUGGUGAGACGUUCCCCCCUUUGCCAGAUCAGAACUCUGGCCCUAGUGCAGAGAGCCCUGAUGGUAGUAGCAUUAGUAACUUCCAUGUAAAUUCCAAUGGGAGCAGUAGUGAUGGCAUCCUCGCAAAUGAUAGCUGGCCUUAUGAUCCUCUCGAAUAUCGUCAGCUGCAGACUAAUCCAGCUUCUGUUGAUUAUUAUUCGCAGUCUUCAUGUUCCCCUGCAAAUUACAAUGCAGGAAAUGUCAACAGAGUGUUAGUAGAGUCUCUUUCUAAUCCUCUUUCGGAUAAUGAUCUUGUCAUUCAGAGCACACCUGCCUGGCAAUUUCAGAAGGGACUUGAGGAGGCACGAAGAUUUCUUCCCAGCAGUGAAAACUUGAUGAUUAAUUUAGAGGCCAAUGGUUCCCUCUUUUCUCAAGAGCCAAAAGAAGAUUGGAAAUUGGCUGAGAUCAAUGCAGAUGAGAAACACGAGAGCCCUAUUCGUGAGCCAAGGGGUAGGAAGACUCAUCAUGAUGAUGACUUGGAUUUGCAGGAAGGGAGAAGCAAUAAACAAUCAGCCCUUUCCACUGAGGAACCUCUUCGUCCUGACAUUUUAGAUGAUGUCCUACUUUGUGGUUGGGAGAAAUGCACAGCAGGGAAUGAUGAACAGCAAUCUGAAUCAGUGAAUCAAGACGGCAGAAGUUCUCAUAGCAGUCAUGCGAAAGGAUCAGGUGGUGGAAAAAGUCGAGGGAAGAAACAAUCUAUGAAGGACGUGGUUGAUCUUAGGACACUUCUUGUCCAUUGUGCUGAAUCUGUGGCGAUAGGUGAUCGUCGAAGCGCAGGAGAGCUGUUGAAACAGAUCAGACAGCACUCAUCCCCUUUUGGAGAUGCAAAUGAGAGGUUGGCCCAUUGCUUUGCUGAUGGCCUUGAGGCACGCCUAGCUGGCACAGGGAGUCAAAUUUACCAUUCCAUCGUUGCUAAGCGAAUUUCUACUUCUGAUAUAUUGAAAGGUUACAAGUGUUAUAUGCCUGCAUGCCCUUUCAAGAAGAUUGCUUAUCUUUACUCCAACAGGACCAUUUUGAAUGUGGCUAAUAAAGCGCCAAGGUUGCAUAUAAUAGAUUUUGGCAUAUUUUAUGGCUUCCAAUGGCCAUGUUUCAUGCAGCGUCUUGCUAGUCAGCCAGGUGGUCCCCCAAGGCUCCGGAUAACUGGCAUCGACAAACCGAGCCCAGGUUUUCGUCCAACUGAGCGGAUUGAUGAAACUGGGCAGCGCUUAGCUGAUUAUGCUCGUAGAUUUGGCAUUCCUUUCGAGUUUCAUGCAAUUGCAACUAAGUGGGAUACCAUCCGGACUGAGGAUCUAAACAUUGACAAAGAUGAGGUGCUUGUCGUAAACAGUUUGUUCCAGUUCAAGAGUCUCAUAGAUGAGACUGUGGUUGAGUACAGCCCAAGAAAUAUGGUACUGAACACUAUAAGAAAUCUGAACCCGGCUGUUUUCAUAUUUGGGGAUGUGAAUGGAUCAUAUAGUUCUCCUUUUUUCGUCACACGUUUUCGUGAAGCUUUAUUCCACUUCUCUGCCUUGUUUGACAUGAUCGAAACAAAUGUGCCGCGGGAGGAUGAAUCAAGGCCAUUGAUAGAAAGGCACAUCAGUGGACGGGAUGCUCUCAAUGUCAUUGCUUGUGAGGGAUCAGAAAGGGUGGAAAGGCCUGAGACUUACAAGCAGUGGCAGGUGAGGAACAUCAGAGCAGGGUUCAAGCAACUUCCGCUGAAUUCUGAUAUCAUAAAGAUGGCCAAGGAAAAGUUGAAGGCCUACCAUAAGGAUUUUGUAUUAGAUGUAGAUGGCCAAUGGCUACUGCAAGGAUGGAAAGGGCGUAUUCUUCAAGCCUUCUCUGCAUGGAGAUCUGAUGAUUCUUCUUAGUUCUAUCUCUGGAGCUUCUGUUUUUAUGUCUAGUCAUGGAUGAAGGCCUUAUCUUCCAUUGCUUGGGAUCAAUUAUUACUCUGCAACAUUGUUCGAUGUGGCCUAAAGUUGAGGAAGGAAUCACCUCAGUAGAUUUAGGAGAACAAAUAGGGGAGAAGGUUUUUAUUGCCUUGCUGGGUUCUUAGUAUGGUCCAUGAUGCUACUAGUUAAUGUUAUGUAGUUUGGAUAUGUGUACCUUCGUCAACCUGUUAGACUUCGUAUGAAAUCAUAAUGCAGAUUGUCCUCUUGUUGUUGUGCA
Musa acuminata AAA Group (dessert banana) is the source of this 2735-nucleotide messenger RNA. RefSeq names its product scarecrow-like protein 14. Gene Ontology annotation, molecular function: sequence-specific DNA binding; DNA-binding transcription factor activity. The transcript is spliced from 2 exons. Lineage: Eukaryota; Viridiplantae; Streptophyta; Magnoliopsida; Zingiberales; Musaceae. The record is from RefSeq and is a predicted model, not a curated record. Gene Ontology annotation, cellular component: nucleus. Gene Ontology annotation, biological process: regulation of DNA-templated transcription. The coding region runs from base 383 to 2437 and encodes 684 amino acids.